UUGGAUACGGUGCGGAUCUCCUAUAACCUCAUCUGUAACUGUUUACACCGCUAUUUCGCGUCCAUACCAUUCAUCACCUUCAUUUUCGCUAUCAUCACACGUACAAUACGUAUCAUCUCAUACGUAUCGCCACCCUUCGAUCACGUUUGCGUGUGUAUAAAUUUCGGAAUGUUCCGCGCGGACAACCAACAACGCUGGUCGUGAGUGUUUGUGAGUGGUGCGAAGAGGAGGAUGAAGAUGCUCUGGACGGCGAUGAUCGGCAUGAUUCUGUCCAGCGUGCUGGCUGUCACCGCCGCCUUGCAUUCCUCGACCGCUUUGAACGGCGGCGGUGAUACCCUUGCUCAUCACGGUCGUUGCGAGCCCAUCACCAUCAAUCUCUGCAUGAACAUCCCGUACAACGAGACGAUCAUGCCGAACUUGAUGAAUCAUCAGAAGCAAGAAGACGCCGGCCAGGAGGUGCACCAGUACGUACCACUCGUUAAGAUGAAAUGCAGCCCGGAUCUGCGUUUCUUCCUGUGCACCGUCUACGCGCCCGUCUGCACCAUCAUCGAGAAGGCGAUACCGCCGUGCCGCUCGCUCUGCGAGAGCGCCCGUUCCGGUUGCGAGGGGUUGAUGAACAGCUUCGGUUUCGCAUGGCCAGAGGCUUUAGAUUGCUCCAAGAUGCCGGAAAACGACGGCACGGAGCUCUGCGUGGGUAACAACGAGACUGCGACACCUCGAGAACCAGUCGCACCGGUUUAUCCUCCGCCCCGUAUGCCAGUAGCGGAGUUUCAGCCAACUUGGAACGAGGGUCCUAAGCCUUACGGCGGUAGUGGCGGUUUCGCUCUAGGUGCCAGAGACUUUGGCUUUGUCUGUCCUGUCCAGUUUAAGAUUCCUCAUGGAUUAGGAUAUUCGCUAAAGGUCGGAGACAAGGUGGAACCUGAUUGCGGGGCACCCUGCGACGGCAUGUUCUUCACCGAAAGAGAGAGAAGAUUCUCGAGAGUGUGGGUCGGCACUUGGGCUUCUAUUUGUGCAGCUUCAUGUUUCUUUACUUUCCUGACAUUUCUCAUCGAUACGGAUAGAUUUAGGUAUCCCGAGAGGCCCAUUAUUUUCUUGUCCGUAUGUUAUCUGAUGGUAGCAUUGGUUUACGUGAUUGGUUGGGCAGCGGGCAAUUCCAUAUCCUGCAGAGAGCCAUUCCCACCACCUAUGGGUAUUCGAAUACAGAUGGCAUCAACGAUCACGCAGGGUACCAAGCAUGAACUGUGCACUGUACUCUUCAUGGUCCUUUACUUUUUCGGCAUGGCGUCAAGUAUCUGGUGGGUCAUCCUUACUCUCACGUGGUUCCUGGCUGCUGGAUUAAAGUGGGGACAUGAAGCGAUCGAGACCAACUCACAGUACUUUCAUCUGGCUGCCUGGGCUGCUCCGGCCGUGAAGACUGUUACUAUCUUGGCGAUGGGAAAAGUAGAAGGCGAUAUAUUAUCUGGAGUUUGCUAUGUUGGUCUUUGGAACGUGGAGGCUCUUCGGGGUUUUGUACUGGCGCCGCUAUGCGUCUAUCUUUUACUGGGUACUGCGUUCCUUCUGGCGGGUUUCGUCUCGCUCUUUCGCAUCCGCACAGUGAUGAAGCACGAUGGCACAAAGACAGAUAAGCUUGAGAAACUCAUGAUUCGCAUCGGGAUUUUUUCCGUGCUCUACAUCGUACCUGCCCUGAUCGUAAUCGCCUGUCUCUUUUAUGAGCAAACGUAUUUCGAUCAAUGGAUGCUUACAUGGAACAUGGAAAUGUGUUCACGUCCGGGUCCGCAAUCUCUCUAUUCGUUGCCAUGCCCGGUUGGUGAACGCACACGUGAUCUUGGUCGCAGACCAGAGUUCGAGGUUUUUAUGAUUAAGUAUCUCAUGGCGAUGAUUGUCGGCAUAACCAGCAGUUUCUGGGUAUGGUCCAAAAAAACGCUCACUAGCUGGCAGCAAUUCUUCCAUCAUAUACGAGGUCGCCGCGCCGAGGCCUAUGUUUAAAACCGGAGGGUUUUGCUCCCACUAAUAUCUCUAUAUUCCUUUUAUAAUUCCGAGAAAUCAGUAAACUUUAAAAUGAUCAUAAAGAUUGAUGAAAUUUUCAAAAACAUUUUGAUAAGGAUAAAUUAAUGUUUUUCAGCAUAGAUUUUUAUGUAGAUUUUUUGCGACUAAAAGGGAAGCGACUAAGAAUAUUUUCAGAGUAGAGGGACACGUUUAUGACAUCGCGAGUUUUAUAAUAAUGAUGCUAAAACGUAUAUACGUUCAUUAAUUAAGUCGAUGAUCGCAUUAGCAGGAGUAAUGCUGGACUUCUCGGUGUUAUAUUUUUUUCUCAUAAUGUAAAAAAUAUCAUUUUUCAUUAUAAUCAGUUAGUAUUACAAUCAGUAUCCAAUCAUUAGCUUUUAACAAAAAUAUUAGUUCAUUACUUAAAACAUUGACGGAAAUCUAAAAAUUCUCGCCCAAUCUCUUUUACAUAUUUUAUUUAUAUAUGUACACAUUAUUUAUAUUAUAAUUACCUUGCAGUCUUUCUAACUUUUGGGAACCCCUAUUUUAUAGUAAUCAAAUCAAGUUUGAAUCAAGCUAGCAAUAAUACUUCAUAUAUGCUUUAUGGUUCCCUCAUGAAUACUUAAAGGCAUGCAUUAAUAUGCAUCGCAGUGCCAAAUAAGUUUUUUGUCUUUGAUGUUUCUCUAUCGUGUGAUCUAUGGCUCUGUGAGAUAUUCGGACUAAAUGUCAGUCAGUUUAAAAGUAUUACUAUACAUAACGUUUAUUUUUUUUAUUUUAUUUUAUUUUUUUUUAAUAGAGUAAUCUGGUCUCUUUUUUUUUACAAAUGUGACUAUGUUUAAAUUAAAUGCUGUACUCAAAUGCUGUAGCAGACAAAUCAAAUGUUCAAAGUUUUUAAAGCAGCUAAUCAGAUCUGAGAAUCCGAUAAUAUAAGGAUUAAGAUUUUAAUAGCGAGUUCGGUUGAAUGUACCUAAUGCGCACUGGUGCAUAUUAUAUUGUACAUAAAUUGAUAUAGUACACACAUUAAACAAUUGGAUUUUCUAAAUGUGUUCAGCAUAAGUUAUCGCAUUAUGUUGCAGAAUACAUAUUGAACAUUUUCAAUAAUCAGACACUUAUAUAUUAUGGUUUUAAUAUAUCUACAUAUACUAUUAAGUAUGACAAGCUUUAGUUUACACCAGUGCACAUGAUCUUUGCAUUUAAUCGAAUUCUUCAGUAUAAGGAUUAAGAUCCACAGAUUUUAAUAAUCGUGAAUCGAAUUUCAUACUGCCAAAUUUUUCCGAAUUCUGAUUUUAUUUGAUAGAGAACUGAAAUCUAUUACGCUUAAUUUGUACGAAGCGCACUUAGGAAAAUAAAAAAAAUGCAAUAAUACUCGAGCGAAGACUUUAACGGCAUGGCAAUUCCGGCUGUACGUUUCUUUUUUUUCAUUUUUAUACUCGUUAAGGAUAAACUUUUUUGACGAUCGAUCCUUUUUCCGCGCGAUAAAUUUAUAUUAUCGUCUGGACUAUAUAUAAUGUCGAAUACCGAAAUCGCGUCUCGAAUUUCAACGAGAAUAGCUUGUAAGAUUUGCUCGUAAGUGUGCUACUUUAGGUUUAUACCAACGUUGUAUAUAAUUAUAUGCGUUCUUUAAUUCUACUACUCCAUGUAUUAUAAUAUAUUUUUAAAGAACUCUGUACAUAUAUAUACAUCAACAUGUUAUGCAUGAUUAAACUUGCGCGAAAUAACCGCGAAUUCGUCCAAACUGAAAUUGCCGAGCUUUUGUCUACGAAAAUUUCGUGCUACAUACAAAUGCGAUACGCAUUUGCGUGAUCAUUAUAAUAUUGUGGCACGUGCGAGUAUAUAUCGACUUCGUCGAAUACGCAAGAUAUAAAUUUUAUGGUCGCUAUAUUCUUUAUAUAAUAAACGAGAAAUGCAUAUAUAUAUAUAUAUAUACACAUAUAUGUAUGUGUAUGUGUGUGCAAAUUUUAAUUUGCUUUGCCUUAACAGUUUAUUUACAGAUAAUUUUUUUACAACAGAUUAUGUGGAAACAUUCGAUUAUAAAUAUGUGCCUACACCAUCUAUAAUUAUAUUAAAAAAUUGAAGCUUUACAAAUUAUACAGAGGAAGAUAACAGA
Messenger RNA from Formica exsecta, 4090 nucleotides. It is a transcript of the gene fz, whose product is annotated as frizzled-7. NCBI's taxonomy places the organism in Eukaryota, Metazoa, Arthropoda, Insecta, Hymenoptera, Formicidae. Gene Ontology annotation, biological process: non-canonical Wnt signaling pathway; canonical Wnt signaling pathway. Gene Ontology annotation, molecular function: Wnt receptor activity; Wnt-protein binding. Bases 232 to 1986 code for a protein of 584 amino acids. Gene Ontology annotation, cellular component: plasma membrane. The record is from RefSeq and is a predicted model, not a curated record. The transcript has 3 exons.